AUGGAUCCUUUAAUAGCUAAAGGAGUUGAAAUAGAGGUAUUAGAAUCACAGGCACCAAAGUCGCAGCCUGCGGAAACCCUAGAGGUUCAGCAGCAUGCAAAAACCCUAGCGCACACCACCCCAGUUGCGGAAGCAAUCGAUAUGCGACGUAUCGAAUCAACUUCGGGGUUAUCAACAAAAGAAAAGGAGCUGAUACUGGUCGAUCUACAGCCAUCUCCUGAGAAAAUAGCUGAGGAAUCCCUUGUUCCAAAUCUGCCACAAUCAGCGAACAAAUUCUCAGUGCUCCAAGAACAAGAUGAUGAAGAAACGGACCUUGUUGGAGAUAAAGAAGAUGCUGAGGAGAUUAUUGUUACUGAGGAAAUAGAUCAUGCUAAUGCCAUUAAUUCAGUACAGCUUGUGGAUAAUCCAGAUUCAGGAUGA
This is a messenger RNA of Oldenlandia corymbosa var. corymbosa, 420 nucleotides long. Lineage: Eukaryota; Viridiplantae; Streptophyta; Magnoliopsida; Gentianales; Rubiaceae. The record is from the annotation of a GenBank genome assembly.